AUGCGCCCAACUGGCAGGGAUCACUUCACGAUCUCAGUCCUCUGCGCAUUAGCUCUGGAGGCAGACGCUUUUGAAGAAGAUUGGAAGCGUAAUAUCCUAUUGUUCUAUAUGCCAGGAACGGGGAAAGGAAGCGCUGCAAGUGUGUCUUCAAGACUACAACUUAGCUACCCUAGAAUUCAGCUUGCACUGCUUAUAGGUAUCUGCGAAGUGGCUCCUCGUGAUGUGAUUCUUAGUGAAGUAGUUAUUGAAUAUGACUUUGGCCAAUAUGAUGUUCUCGGACGACCAAGUCAACAAAUUCGAGCCCUUCUUAAAGCCCUUCGGGCCACAAAGCGUGUUCAACCUAAACCCGAGGAUAUUCCCUUUGAGGCUGCCUACCAGCACAAGCACGAUGAGAAGUCGUCUACAAGAUGUCUUUGUUUGCAUGAAGUCUCAGAGGAAGCUUGCAACGAACGUGGCUGCAAUGAGAGUACAAUUAUUCGUCAUCAAUGCCGCACAGAAAUUGACAGGCCUGCGACUUACAUUGGGGGAAUUGCAUCCGUGGAUACGGUGGUGGAAGGAGCAGGAAUAUGGGAUAAUACUUCACGUAUUGUUAUUAAAGGUGUUUGUGACUAUGCAGGCAACCAUAAAAACGAGUCAUGGCAAGCAUACACAGCCGCAGCCGGGGCUUCUGCUGCCAAGGCAUUCUUAGAAUCCUGGAGAUCUGUUUCUAGAGAAGGCUAG
Aspergillus alliaceus is the source of this 720-nucleotide messenger RNA. RefSeq lists its product as uncharacterized. The transcript is spliced from 6 exons. Gene Ontology annotation, biological process: nucleoside metabolic process. Gene Ontology annotation, molecular function: catalytic activity. NCBI's taxonomy places the organism in Eukaryota, Fungi, Ascomycota, Eurotiomycetes, Eurotiales, Aspergillaceae. Bases 1 to 720 code for a protein of 239 amino acids. The record is from RefSeq and is a predicted model, not a curated record.